AUGGCAUUUUAUUCUGAAAAUCAACAUGACUACCUUCUAGCCGCUUUGGGUGUCAUGAUGACAGGGGCAAUCCCUGCCUUGCUGAAUCCCAUGUACAAGCCAGAGGAGCUCGAGCAUGUAUUCAAGCUGACGAAACCUCGCGCUCUACUAGCCUCGCUAAAUUCAUACGAGAAUGCAAAGAAUGCCGCAGACUCAUUGGCGAAACUCACUGGCGAAAAUAUAGAUUUGUACGUGUUUGACGAGGAGCAUGAGCACAGUUUCUACAAGCGGCUCGUGGAACCAGGCAUCAAGGCUCGCGAUGCGGGAGACAAGUUAGUGGAAAAUGUCCAAUUUGACCCUGCGAAGCAAGAAUCUAUGUUUUGUUUUAGUUCUGGCACAUCAGGCCUUCCGAAGGCCGUGCGCCUCACUCACAUGAACCUCAUCGCGAACACGAUACAAAUGACCGUCACACUCGGCGGGCGUGUAAACAAGCCAACUUAUGAUCUAUAUGGCUGGUACGACCAGCCAGCAGCGCCGUUGCAAGAAGGAAUUGAUCAAGUACACUACUCAUUGCUACCGCAGUUCCAUUGUUAUGGCAUGAUCACAUCAAUCAUCAAUUUACACACCCUUACUCCAGCCAUCAUUGAGGCCAAGUUUUCCCCUGAAAGCUUUUUCCGGGCCGUGCAAAAAUUCAGAGUGACAUUUGCAUUCGUUGUGCCUCCGAUCUUGAUUGCCUUAGUUCGAUCCCCUAUGGCUGACAAGUAUGAUUUAUCGUCGAUCAAAUCGUUGGCCUCGGGAGCCGCGUUUCUUAGUAAAGAGCUGUGCACUAUGGUCAAUGAUCGAUACGGUAUCCGUAUCACUGAUGGCUAUAUUACUCUGCACGAUCGUGUCAAAGAUAUUAUCAAAUACAACGGCUAUCAGGUUGCAGCGUCAGAAAUUGAAACCAUUGUCAACUCGCUUCCAUUCGUACUUGAGUCUGCUGUCGUGGCCAAGGUUGUGAAGGAAGAUGUUUCCCAUAACGAAUUGCCAUGGGCGUGCAUCGUGAUGAGGCCCGAUAAAACAUCGCUCUCAGAGAAAGAACUAACGAAGCAAGUCCUUGAUACCGUAAAUACCCGAGUCUCUGGUUACAAAAAGUUGCGUGGCGUGUCAUGGACUGACCAGCUCCCUAAGAAUACGUCUGGGAAAGUUCUAAAGCGUGAAUUGCGGAAGCAAUUAAGUGAGACUGAUAGUUAA
Molecule: messenger RNA, 1212 nt
Organism: Malassezia globosa CBS 7966
Lineage: Eukaryota; Fungi; Basidiomycota; Malasseziomycetes; Malasseziales; Malasseziaceae
Exons: 3
Coding region: 1-1212 (403 amino acids)
Biological process (GO): secondary metabolic process
Molecular function (GO): CoA-ligase activity
Source: RefSeq, a predicted model, not a curated record